AUGCCUUCUCUCACGGCUCAUCCGUCCCUCUCUGCCUCCUGUCAGCAGGUCGUGCAUGAAGACUUGAGCGACCUCGCCAAUUCCAAAGUCAUCAUUCGAUCAUGCAUGGCACAUCCCGACCUGAGUCCGACAGUCACCAAUCACAAAUGCAACCAUGUCGUUCUCACUCCCUCGGGCCUGUAUGCAGACAUGGCAGUUGAGGUUGCGCACUACAUCUGGAAGCAUCACCGUGGCCGCGAUGCUGAAUUACCCGGAAUCAACGUCUGCGAUCUAGAAGUUCACAAGCCUCUGAUUGUCAAGGAUCCGGCAAAGAUGGACCAGCUUUGGCUUGAGAUGGAAGUGACAGCCUCGAUCUCGGAGUAUGCGCGACAAGACAUCACGAAUGCGGUCCUGAAAUGUGUCUUCCAUAGCAUUUCACCAGACGGCGCCAGACUUCAAGAGAACGGCCAUUGCAACGUUCGUUUCGAAUGGUAUUACGGCUGGCUGAGCGAGUGGUCCAACUCUGUCACUGGAAUUAAGAACUGCAUUGACUCGUUGUACGCAAGAGCCAGCAGCGAUGUAAUAGGACAGGUCUCCCUCGUGCAACGCAAGACCGCAUACAAACUCUUCGAGUCCUUCGUUCAGUACUCGGGCAAAUACCAAAACAUGGCCGAAGUCAUCUUCGACUCUGACACAUUGGAAGCCACCUCUCUGCUCGACUUUCAACCUGAUCCAACCGGCGACCUCUGCGGGCCAUACUACCUGGACGGCUCUUGCCAUCUCUCUGGAUUCGUUUGCAAUGCCGUGGAGAAAGACAAGGACAAAAACGCCUACAUUUCCCACGGUGUCACAGCGAUGAGACUCUCUCCAAUGUUCAGGCCCGAUGAGAAAAACAGCGAGAUCAGAAACUACGUGCGGAUGCAGCCUUUACCUACCGACAAGACUGUUCUGCAAGGCGACGUCUAUGUUCUUCAAGAUGGACAAAUCGUUGGGAUGUGGGAAGGCGUUCGAUUCAAGAGGAUACCUCGCAAGGUGCUAAAUGUCUUUCUCCCCCCACCACCGAAACCCGCAUAA
Lecanosticta acicola is the source of this 1053-nucleotide messenger RNA. Lineage: Eukaryota; Fungi; Ascomycota; Dothideomycetes; Mycosphaerellales; Mycosphaerellaceae. The record is from the annotation of a GenBank genome assembly.